Messenger RNA from Papaver somniferum (opium poppy), 497 nucleotides. RefSeq lists its product as uncharacterized. The transcript is spliced from 3 exons. NCBI's taxonomy places the organism in Eukaryota, Viridiplantae, Streptophyta, Magnoliopsida, Ranunculales, Papaveraceae. The record is from RefSeq and is a predicted model, not a curated record. The coding region runs from base 31 to 333 and encodes 100 amino acids.
CUCACCACUUCUAGCAAUCAAAUUAUCAGGAUGAAAGGAAGAGAAACUGUAACCUACCUUAUCCUGGCAACCCUCCUCCUUGCAGUUUCACCAUGUUAUUACUUCACAACUCCCUUUCUUGCUCAAGCUACAAAAUCAGUUGAUUUCAAGGUCAAACCUGCAGAACCCCGAUUUGAAUCAGAAAGUAAAGUUUUUUUAGAUACUCAGAGCUCUUCCUCGCAACUGUUUCGUGGAAAGGAGAAUACAAAAAUGCAGGCAUAUGUAAGCAAGUAUCACAAGGCUCGAUCUGGACCCAGCCCGAUAGGGAACCGGAACCCACCGUUCAAGCCGUGAUAUAAUAGGUAUGAAAUUUCUUCAUGCAAGUGAAAGUGAGUGGGGUAGUGUAACAAUGUAAGUUCAAUAAGGUUGCAUGUAUUUGAGUCGGUUUGCUGACUUGAUGUAUGGGGUACAUAACUUUAUUCUGAGUUUUUAAUAAUAGAGGAAAGAACUUAUGGAGA